Ostrea edulis (European flat oyster) is the source of this 3967-nucleotide messenger RNA. Its product is annotated as kelch-like protein 24. NCBI's taxonomy places the organism in Eukaryota, Metazoa, Mollusca, Bivalvia, Ostreida, Ostreidae. Bases 453 to 2243 code for a protein of 596 amino acids. The transcript is spliced from 2 exons. Gene Ontology annotation, molecular function: protein binding. The record is from RefSeq and is a predicted model, not a curated record.
GUACGUCAAGAUGUAGAGUUGGGAUUAGUGAGUAAAGAGAUGCAGUGUUGUGAUAACGAAGGAAACUGCGUUUACAGCAGUGCGUGUCAUUGAUAUGCGCGGGGAGAAUUGUUAUUUCCGGAUUGUUGAAGUGUUGAGCAUUACAAUAAGGAAGUUAGCGGACACGUCCUAUUGGGGGAUUUACGCCAGCUGAAAAAAACCCUUACUCAUGUCUGCAAGCUCUCCACUUAACAAACAAAAAUAUAUAUCUUGCGCUCACUUCUUGAAAUUAUACACACUUGUUGUUUUUCUUACUUACUGCUCGUAUGGAUGUGAGGAAAUUCGGACACAGUAUAUCAGGCGAUUUUAUUUUAUUAUAUUGCUACCUGAAUUGACGAUGUGUUCCGAGGGACAACGAUUUUAAAGAAAGACAUGCUGCAAUUUGAAGAAAAAGUGUCAUAGAGAAUAUCAAAAUGGUGACGAAACAGCCCGAGACGGCGUUAAACAAGAUCUAUCUCGACCUUCUGUGCGAAUCCAUGAAGAGGUUAUGGACGACUGGUGAUCACUCUGACGUCACAAUCGAAGUGGGUGAGAAAACAUUCAAAUGCCACAAAAGCAUCCUCGCGGCGAUGUCGCCAUACUUCGACGCCAUGUUUAGUUCAGGCAUGCGGGAAAGUAUUAGCGGUCAGGUAACAUUUCCGGAAAUGGAUCCGGAUCUGUUUGAGAUCGUUUUGGGUUUUAUGUACACCGGGGCAGCUGAGGACGUCAUGACGACCGAAAACGCGGUAGAACUCCUGCACAUUGCAGCCGUGCUGCAAAUUAAAGCUCUCCAAGGAAUCAUAGAAGAAUUCCUCCAUCCACAUUUAACCAAUGAAAACUGCCUCAAAGUCUGGCGCCUCUCGGUAUUGCACGACUGCCACACGCUGACGGAGAAAUCCGUGCAGUUGAUCGCGAGGAAUUUCAAGGAAAUCAUCAAGACUGAUGAAUUCUGGGAUCUGGACGGCCGAGAAGUUGCAUCCAUUAUUAAAGAAGACACUCUAGAUAUCGAUAGCGAGGACCAGUUGUGUCACCUCGUUAUUAAGUGGAUUGAAAAGGACGUCGAAAAAAGAAAAGAGAGUUGUGGAAUUCUGUUCGAACAGAUUCGUCUAGCCUUUCUCACGCCGGAGUAUUUGGUCAACCUGGAAGAAAAACACGAAUUUUUGAAAGAGAAUCUUGCCUGUAUGAAAUUCAUUAACGAUGCGAAGUCAUUUAAACUUUUACCCGCGCGCCAGCAAGAGGCUCAGGGAAAACAGACGUGCCUGCGAUUGACAGCCAACCAAGAGGAGGUCCUCGUGCUACUCGGAGGGUGUGAGUCGACCACGCCCCCUUAUGUUCGUUCGCUCAGUGUGAUAUGUUACAGCUUUUAUCGAAAGGAGUGGUUUUCUAUUGCGUCACUUCCGUAUGAUCCGGGCAUUGAGUUCGCGUCUUGUACUUACCAGAACGAUAUAUACAUUAACGGAGGCGGAUCCAUGCAGAAGUGUUUAUUGUGGUACGAUAGCAGCAAGAAUAAAUGGCUUCAGAACGAGUGCAUGGGAUAUGGACGGCGACGACACGCCAUUGUCGCUGUCACUGGCGCGCUUUACGCGAUCGGUGGCUAUGACAACAAACUUGACGACGGACAUCGCAUGUUGUCAGGCAUCGAACGUUAUAUAAUUCAGGAGGACCAAUGGGAACCCGCGGGAGAUCUGCCUAUCGCCGUCAGUUCGUUUUCCGCGGCCGUUGUCGGGGAAUCUAUUUACAUAUUCGGAGGUGAGAAAAACGACAGAAAAGACACGGCCUUCAUACAGUGUUACGAAACUCGCACGAAACAAGCCACCAAAGUGGACGCUAAAAUUCCCAUGGCCUGUAAACUGACCAAGUCCAUCACGUGCGACAAAAGAAUAUUUCUGAUCUUCUUCGACGGACGGGUUGUGGAGUUUGUGAAAGACCGGAAAGACGCGUCGAAAAAACCAUUCUGUCGGACAGUGGGCCGCCUUACCGCCUUCCAGCGAAUUCACUUCGGAGUGAUACAACACCGCGGGAACGUGAUAGUGUUAGGGGGUGAGAUAGACAACGCCACUCUCUGUAGUGACCUGAUUAUGUUCGACCCGUCCACCACCGGAUGUACCAAACUGAGAGAUACGCUGCCCAAACCGAGGCUUAUUGAUGGCUGCGUGAAGGUAGCCAUACAAAAGAAGUACCUACAACAACUGAAGGAGGACUCCCCCAAAUCGUCUCGAAGAUGAAAAAUGUCUCAGGAUAUUUGUACAGUACAAUGACUCCGCUUUAACUUUAGCGAUUACGUUUAUUUGUAAGACCUGCACUAGGGAACAUAGUACCCUAAUUGUGAUUACAUAAGUAUGCUUAAGACUUAGAAGUACAGUGCCGAUCUAAACUGCUGGUUCAUACAUAUAGAGACGACAAGUUAAGAAACGAAGUUGUUGUUUUUAAUCUUGUGGUGAAGAGAUCCUACGUGGAGGUCAAGGUCAUUGUUUAUUUCCGUUUGUAGUUCAGAAUUUUCUCAUUUUGCGGUGUCCUUGUUGAUUUCAUUCAAGUUGUUAUUUAUUCCAUCGUCAUGGAAACCAAAGAAAACAGUGUCAGUGCCUUAUUUUAUCACGUGCUGUAAGCAUUUUGAUAGCGAGCUUUACUUCCGGGAUUAUUUUACUUUCGGAAUUUAGGGUUAUUAGGCAUGCGGUACUAUUUACCUUUAGAACCCUCAUUGCAUUAUACAAUAAAUUGACUUGUUCAAACCGAGGCUGUGAAAUAUUUAUUUGUUAUAAUGCUGCACGUGUUUUCUUGUGCGAGAAAUUUUUAUGAAGUUUGCAAGAAAAGGUCGUCGGGAAUAUUUCUCGACGCGAAAGGGUCUAGGUUGAUCGACCCUCCUGUAAUGUCAUAGGUUUCUGCAAAAAAUUUUUUUUUUAUUGAAUUAUACAAAUCUAUCUUUCAGAGGAAUUUUAUUUACUGGAUAAAAUAAAAAAGGUGAACUAUUGAUAUUGAAAAAGUUUAUAAUUUCCGUAAGUAAUCAAUUAUUUAUAAUGAAAAAAAUAAAUAUUAUCAAGGGCAAUAACUCCUAUCCUGAAAUUUUUCUACUGUAUGUCCAGGGCCGUAAAUUACAUGGAGGCGGAGGAGGCAGCUGCCUCCUCCAACUUUUGAGCCAAAAAAAAAUUAAAAUUUAAAGUUCAUUAGAAUUUAUGUUGUUUCCAAUAACUAAGAACAUGAUACCUCCCUUAAAAAGCAUUCCAAAUCUUUCUUUUAGAAUGAGUUAGUCAAGUAACAUCUUAGAAGGCCCUAGAAUCAAGGAUUUUGCACGAAACGUGUUCAGUGUGCACAAAAUGUGCUCAGCGUCUGGGGGCCUGGGCGGCCCCCAGACCCCCACCUAAUUUCCUGCCUCCUCCAAAUUGAAGGUUAAUUUACGGCCCUGAUGUCUAUCAUACAAUGGUUUCCCUCAUUAUAUCGGCAAUUGAUUUAUAAAUUGUUAUAUAUUAGCAGUUUUUUUUAAACAGUUAACAUAAAAAAAAUCGUCAUUUUAAUAAUUUUUCAUUUAUUUUUUAAUUAUUCUGUUUUACGAAAAUGUGUGAUUUUCUGCUGACCUAUACUUCUUGUUUUUUUUUUUUUUUUUUGGUUUUUUUUGGUUUUUUUUUUUUUUUUUUUUUUUAAAAAGCUACAUAUACAUUUUCUUUGGUUAUGAAUCAAAUUAAGUUACAUUGAGUGGAAAUUAAUGCAGUUUUCCAUGAAUAUUGAUAUAACGUCACAUGAGGGUAGAGCUACCUUACAGUUCGCGAAAAUUAGUCGCCACGAACCAGUUUAACUGGUAAAGCGUGACACGAACCAGUUUAACUGGUAAAACGUGACACGAGUUGGUUUACAGUAGAUUUAUUUUUGCAUUUGAUGAUGACUUUGUUAUAUGAUAUUACAUUAUAUUUACCAGCCUAGAACAGGAUUUUUUUAUGAAUAAAGAAUACAAUGAACA